This is a messenger RNA of Python bivittatus (Burmese python), 346 nucleotides long. NCBI's taxonomy places the organism in Eukaryota, Metazoa, Chordata, Lepidosauria, Squamata, Pythonidae. The record is from RefSeq and is a predicted model, not a curated record.
GUGCUGGGAUAUUCACUAACACUUCUGGAUUGCAUAAAUUUGCAGAUGUAAUUCAGACUGUUUUUAACUUCGGUCCAUCAGAAGGGACAUCUGGCGUAGCAGCAGGCCAUGUGGUAUCCAAAUUCUAUAAGGUCCACAUCCAUCCUGAUGGAAAUAAUCAAAAAAAGAAGCAGAGGACAGACUUGUGGAACUCACUGUCAACUAAAAAACAAGGAAAGGUCUUGAGCUACUGGUGCUUUAGCCCUGGAUACAGCAUGCAUGAGUUGGUUCGUCAGGGAGUCCGCACAAUCCUUCUGACAAGUGGGACCCUUUCCCCAGUUUCCUCUUUUGCUAUGGAGAUGCAGAU